Molecule: messenger RNA, 795 nt
Organism: Pistacia vera
Lineage: Eukaryota; Viridiplantae; Streptophyta; Magnoliopsida; Sapindales; Anacardiaceae
Exons: 3
Coding region: 160-705 (181 amino acids)
Cellular component (GO): chloroplast
Source: RefSeq, a predicted model, not a curated record
UUUCAAUUUGUUUAAUUAGGGACAAACAAAUGUCCCAAUCCAGUAGAGCUAACAGAAAUAUGAAACUUGUAUCUGAACCAUAGACAAUCAACAAAAAUCUUUAAAAUAAAAACAUCAAAACUCAUAAAUCAACACUAAUGUACUCACUUACCGCUUACCAUGGCCUUGAAUUUAAUUGCCACGUCUCUUCACCCAAAACCCUCUUCUAAUCUUCUUUCUCCUCCUCUCAAACACAAACAUCUCGCCAAACUCUACUCUUCUUCAUGUAAGACUUUUGCUCAGUCGGAAGGAACUGAAGGUGGUGUUACAGAAGAAGAUCCCCCAGCUUCUUUUUCUGGGUCUUUGUCUUCUGCACGCUCACAGCUGGAUCUCUUGGAACAACUCACUUCUACAAGCCCAACGGUUGAAGGAUAUGAGAGUGAUGGUAGUUCUCGGAAACUUACAAUGCGCGCUCAGCUGGCACAGUUAGUUGGGGAUAGAGAUGAUGAUUUCAGUAUUCCAUUGGGGAAAAACUUGAAGAAGUUUAGUGCCAAGUUCUUAACCAUCUCACAGAAGAGAAACAUCAGAAGACAAGCUUACUUGAAUGAAGUUUCUCAGAGGAAUGAUUCAGUUUUCUUUGCCACUAUUGGAGCAUUUGUUAUUCUUCCACCUUUUAUAAUAUUAGGGAUCGCUGUAAUAACUGGUUAUAUACAGCUUUUUCCAUAACACAUGCUUGUUAAUUAUUAUAGAGAAGCCAUGUUAACAUACACCGUAUGAGUUGUAAAGCUUUAGCUAAUAGAAGAUUUUUACCCAAUA